AGUAUAUUUGCUUUCCAAAAGCCCUAACACCGACACAAAUUUCGCCUCUUAUUGCCCUCGCUCGCACCAUCUCCUUCCCAAUCGCGCCCCCCGUCCGGAUUGCCGAAUCGCAGUGCGGAUCGGGAAGCCGCGAAGGAUUCGCCAUCCCCUCCCCAUAGCCGGAGAGCUCCGUCGGCGGCGAGCCCUCGCGCGGGUCCCGUUCGUCCGCAGGCGACCCGGGACGGCGGCGGAGGGAGGAGGACGGAAGUCGUCGGCCGCAGCAUCGGUCGCGAGACCUUCUGCCCUCGCGACUUCGGCAUCGUUGACUCGGUGAUUGAUUCGGAGAAGAAUUGGUUUUUGGGUUUAAGCAGUUCUCCGUCCGCUGCUGCGUCUUCGGGGCAUUGGAUUGCGCAUCGCUCCACGUGUUUGACGGAUUGCCUGAGCGUCGGAGCGUCGUUUUUUAGCUCGGUUAGUGGGCUAAAGGACCGAAGUCUCAGAUAAGUCACUUGUGCCAUCCCACGGACAUUCUCUUCGUUUGACUGAAUAAUAGAUGAAUUAGAUUUUGGAGAUUCUUUUUCCAUGGACUCGCCAGAUAUAAGCCAGAGCUAUGGCAGAAAAGAUAGGGAAGAUGAUAUCGAUAGGAAAAGUGACAGGGCCGGGGAUGAUGCUGAAUGGGAAGGAAGUGACAGGAGGAAGCAACGGUCAAGCAAGUCCAGAAAACCUGGCAGUGGAGAUGAUGUUGACGGUUUUGAUAGCAGUGGACGGAGGAGAAAUUCUGGAGAUAAGUAUGAAAGCCGAAAGAGAUCAACUGGUUCCAGCAGAGCUGAGAGCGAUGAAGAUGACUUUGACACUAGAAAAGAGUCGCGCUCAAAGCAGUUGAAGAGAAAGCAAGAGGAAAGUUCUUUGGAAAAGUUGAGUUCUUUUUAUCAGGAUGGAGAAGUAGAAAAUAGGCAAGAUGGUGGAGACAAGCUGGGGAGUAAACAUGUUAGGGGAGAUGACAGUGACAGAAGAAAACUGACCCCAAAGUCAUCUGAUCAUGAAAGUUCCCAGGGGAAAAGUAGAAGCAAACAUGAUAGGUCUCAUGAGGGGGAGACAUCUGAUAAAGAUUUAAAGUACUCAGAAAGGAAAGAAAGCAGCCGUGAGAAGGGCCAUGGGUCUAUCGAGCAUAUAAAGAGCUCAAAGAAAAGGUGGGAUGAUGUGGAUGUUAAAGAAAUUACCAGCGAAAAAAAUGAUGGCAGAAGUAGCAGGACAUCUGACAACAAGUUUGAGAGUGUCAGGGACAAAAGUAUGUCAGCUAGGCAUGAAUUUGGUGAGAGUAAGGGUAGGGUCACAGAUUCAAUAGUUGACAAAGGUACGAGAUCUGACCGAAAGGAUGAACGGAGACAUGAUGGUAAGAGUAGAAGCAUGUCGGAAGCCGUAGAAGAGGAUAAUAAGGCAAGUCCGGCUAAUUAUGAGGAUAGAACAGGCAAGGAGAAAAAUGAAAAACACAGACAGCAGAGGACUCCUACAAGUAGGGAUAUUACCGAAAGCCGGGAUGGGUCUCGCCAUGCAGAUGAAGAUGGAAGCUUUUGGUCAAGAGAGAGAAGUGCAAGAGGCCACCGUUCCAGGACCCCUGAUAGAAGUAGCAGAUAUGCUCGUGAGAGGCCUGAUAAUGAAAGGCCUCAUGGUCGGUCUGGUAAUAGGAAAGAUGGAAGUAGAGGUGAAGCCGUGAAAACUUCUUCGAAUUAUGGGAUUUCGAAUGAUAAUUAUGAUGUUAUAGAGAUCCAGACCAGACCUAUUGAUUAUGCAAGUGCUGAUGCUGGAUCUAGUUUUGCUAGAAGAUUUGAAGUUGUUCAGCAAUCUGACAUGAAAGGGCCUUCAAAUGAGGAAGAAUGGGGGCAUGCACGGGAAGAAAGGGCAAGGUCUAGUAUUUAUGGGUCUGCUCCAUCUGCUGAAGAUACAAAAGAAAGAUAUGUUGAGGAUGAUUUAUCAACGAGAGAUCAGAAUAUUUGGAGAGAUGAUACUGACUUCCAGGGAGGGAAAGGAAGAGGACAGAAGGGCGCUAUUCCUGCCCGUACUCCUGGUGGCCAGGCGUCUAGCAGUGGUUCACAACCCCCAUUUGCUAACCAGGAGUCUGGAUCCUUUAGUAGAGGCCCUAAUCAAGGGGCAAAAGGCAAUAGACCGGGCAGGGUUGGACGUGGUAGGCCAACCGGAAGAGAAAAUCAACCAGUGGCAAUCCCAAUACCUAUGAUUGGAGCAUCUUUUGGACCACUUGGGAUGCCGCCUCCUGGGCCUAUGACUCCUGGUAUGUCACCUGCCCCAGGUCCGCCUAUUUCUCCUGGUGUCUUUAUUCCACCAUUUUCUCCUCCUCUACUUUGGCCUGGUCGAGGAGUUGAUGUGAAUAUGUUAGGGGUUCCAGCUGGCCUCUCUCCUGUUCCUCAGGUCCCAUCAGGCCCUAGGUUUCCUCCCAAUAUGGGGACACCUCCCAAUCCUGCAAUGUACUAUAAUCAAUCAGGGCCUGGAAGAGGAGGGCCUGCCAACAUACCUGGCCCUGGUUUUAAUGUUUCAGGACCAAUGGGACGAGGAACGCCACCUGAUAAAGCUUCAGGGGGUUGGGUUCCUCCUAGAUCAGGUGGACCUUCACAUAAAGCUCCUUCAAGAGGGGAGCAAAAUGAUUACUCUCAGAAUUUUGUUGACACUGGAAUGCGACCGCAGAAUUUUAUCCGGGAGCUUGAGCUCACCAAUGUUGUGGAGGAUUAUCCCAAGCUUAGGGAACUUAUACAGAAGAAGGAUGAGAUUGUGGCGAAAGCCGCUUCUCCUCCCAUGUAUUACAAGUGUGAUCUCCGUGAAUUCGAGCUUACUCCUGAGUUCUUUGGAACUAAGUUCGAUGUCAUUCUUGUGGAUCCUCCUUGGGAAGAAUAUGUUCAUCGUGCUCCUGGUGUUGCUGAUCAUACCGAAUACUGGACAUUUGAGGAAAUACUUAAUUUGAAGAUUGAGGCAAUUGCGGAUACCCCAUCAUUUAUUUUCCUUUGGGUGGGGGAUGGAGUGGGUCUGGAACAAGGCCGUCAAUGUUUGAAGAAGUGGGGAUUUCGGAGGUGUGAGGAUAUCUGUUGGGUCAAGACGAAUAAAUCUAAUGCAACUCCGGGCUUACGACAUGAUUCUCACACAUUGUUUCAGCACUCCAAAGAACAUUGCCUGAUGGGCAUUAAAGGAACAGUUCGCCGCAGUACUGACGGUCACAUAAUUCAUGCAAACAUUGAUACCGAUGUAAUAAUUGCUGAGGAACCCCCUUAUGGUUCAACCCAGAAGCCUGAAGAUAUGUAUCGCAUAAUCGAGCACUUUGCUCUUGGCCGCAGAAGGCUGGAACUGUUUGGUGAAGACCAUAAUAUUCGAACUGGUUGGUUGACGGUGGGCAAGGAACUAUCCUCUUCAAACUUUAAUGCUGAGGCAUACAUUAAGAACUUUGCAGACAAGGACGGAAAGGUAUGGCAAGGCGGGGGAGGGCGAAAUCCACCCCCAGAUGCUCCUCAUCUUGUGGUGACCACUCCCGAGAUAGAGUCUCUCCGACCCAAAUCUCCGAUGAAGAAUCAACAGCAGAUGCAGCAAAACCAAUCGGUCUCCAUUGCUCUCACCGCGAGUUCGUCCAACCGAAGACCUGCGGCAAAUCCGCCUGAAACCCCCGCAGCUCUCAGCAUGAACCAAGAAGUCUCGAGCUCCAACGUCCCGGCCUCUCUUCCUUGGCCUUCCCCGAUGGAGGGCUUCAAGGGACCCGAAGGCGGGAAUGCUCCCAUGGAGGAGAAGGUUUUCGAUAUGUACGGUUUUGGCGGGCAGCCGAACGGAGAGUUCCUAGAUUUCGAAUCUCAGAGAGCUAUGAAUAUGUUGUAACCAGAAGGUUCUUUUGCGUGAUUUGGCGUACGAUAAGAUACAAUUGAUUCUUUUCCCCUUC
Molecule: messenger RNA, 3904 nt
Organism: Syzygium oleosum
Lineage: Eukaryota; Viridiplantae; Streptophyta; Magnoliopsida; Myrtales; Myrtaceae
Product: N6-adenosine-methyltransferase non-catalytic subunit MTB
Exons: 7
Coding region: 559-3843 (1094 amino acids)
Cellular component (GO): nucleus; RNA N6-methyladenosine methyltransferase complex
Molecular function (GO): mRNA binding; methyltransferase activity
Source: RefSeq, a predicted model, not a curated record